Penicillium bovifimosum is the source of this 1803-nucleotide messenger RNA. RefSeq lists its product as uncharacterized. The record is from RefSeq and is a predicted model, not a curated record. NCBI's taxonomy places the organism in Eukaryota, Fungi, Ascomycota, Eurotiomycetes, Eurotiales, Aspergillaceae. The transcript has a single exon. The coding region runs from base 1 to 1803 and encodes 600 amino acids.
AUGUCUAAGAAGUCGAGAGAGAAAAAGAAGGCUCAGAAGGCCCAGAGAAACGCCCGUGAUAUCCAAACACCUGCACCUACGGAAGUGGGCUCCGAACACGAAUCCCAACAAAGUGAUUCCUCGAGAGCACAAGAACUGAGGCCAAAAGCUAGUCGAGAUACGAAUGGCAAAGCUCCUGAACGAAGGGCGAGAUUUGCUAGAAGUCCAACCCGCGAAGGUGACUUUGCCACAAAUGCGACUGAUUACGAAUCAAAUGGCGAAACGGAUCUCGAACUCAGCGAUGCUUCUGAUCAAUCUGCCCCCAUUGAACACAAAUUAGAGCCACUGAGCCGCUGGGUCAAGAACGUCAUUCGAAGGGAAACAGCGAAACAGUCGGAAAGAAUGGUUGAGGAGUUCUUCACAUCCAGCACCCCUAUGUACCAAGAAUGUCAAGAAUUCUUUCAAAAGCUAAAUCAACACAUUCGAGGGGCCAACAGCGAGCAUUCUGUCAUCGACCUUGAUACUGGUACUAUUCCCGAGACUGGCUACAAUACCCUAUGCCACGCCUGGCAGCAAGCAGCAAAGAAGUCAGCCGAAAGUCUCUCCCCAGAAGAGUUUUGGGAGGCUUUCAAUGAGACCCAUAGACUUAUAAGAAUCUUCAACAAACGACAUUAUCUUCCCAAGACUUGGAAUAUCAGUGAAGCGUGGGCCGAGCAACAGAUCAAGACACCAAAUCCCAGGAUUGAGGAAGAUACCAGCUCCACUUCUGAUAGUGGCGACAUCCAGUCUGACUCGGACCACGAUCAACUCCCAGCCGGUCACGAGUCUAGUGACGAAUCUAGUACCGAAUCAGACAUUGAGAUUGGUAGUGAUAAGCCCACAGGGCUUGAUGCAUUAGAAGCGAGGACCUUAAAACAGCAACGCCAAUUGGACUCGGCCAAAGUAUUGUAUUGGUGGCCCAAAGGUACUGGCUCCCAGAUCUUCGUGCGCUACGGAAGUAAAUCCACACCGAUCUAUCGCAUUCGUGCUGGGUCACAUGAGAGUUACAACCCAAGUCGGGUAGAGCGCGUCUUGACCAUGACUCGCGGAACCGCUAAAGUGGCCGGGGUCAGGAACGGGCUUCGUGAAGAAUUUUGGAAAUACAAGCGAAGAGAUGUAGAAGACUUCAUUGGUAUCGGUUGGAAGGUCGAAGGUGACGAUGAGCAGGGGGUUUAUCCUCUUGACUUACUCCUGCCCGCUAAAGGCAUAACCUAUCCACAAACUCGGAUUCUUGUCAAAUGGAAAGACGGCAUUUAUACCCUGGAAGGGCGAUCCUUCAUUCGCCGUAUCACAAACGGCUCAACUUUGGACGGCGAUAGGGUAAUUUAUCAAAAGGCUGAAGAACUAGAGACUGCCUACCGCAAGAAGCAUUUGUUGUAUGAUAUCGAAGACGAUGAUAUUGAUCCCGAAAGCGACGGCUCAACUCAGCCGAUAGCGACUCGCAACAGAAGAUACCGUAGCGGACCUGCUCGCUACUCGAGUUCACGCAGCAGAAGGAACCACAUUGUGGCCAGUAGCGAUGAAGAGAACGAUGUCUCUACGCAGUCGAGACAAACCCGCGACAGAAGAUACCUUAGCGAACCUGCUCGCUACUCGAACCCACGCAGCCAAAACCCCAGGCACCGUAGCGAGCCUACUCGUUACUCGGAUCCACGCAGCAGAAGGACAACAACCCCCUUUGACAUUACCGAUGAAGAUAGCGACGUCAUCCGCACCGUCUCAGCUGGCAGAGAGCCACGCAAGACACGUCGAUACCAAACCAACCGCCGUGGAAGCACAGCAUGA